Messenger RNA from Manduca sexta (tobacco hornworm), 2887 nucleotides. It is a transcript of the gene Sox21b, whose product is annotated as transcription factor SOX-21. The coding region runs from base 315 to 1370 and encodes 351 amino acids. Gene Ontology annotation, molecular function: DNA-binding transcription factor activity, RNA polymerase II-specific; RNA polymerase II cis-regulatory region sequence-specific DNA binding. Gene Ontology annotation, biological process: cell differentiation; anatomical structure morphogenesis; regulation of DNA-templated transcription. The record is from RefSeq and is a predicted model, not a curated record. The transcript is spliced from 5 exons. Lineage: Eukaryota; Metazoa; Arthropoda; Insecta; Lepidoptera; Sphingidae.
UUCGAUUUGUCGGUAGUGCGGUGACCGCAGUCGCGCCGUGCGAUUGUCAAUUGUCGCCAUUGUAUCGAGCGAGCGACGGACGCGUGGAGCUCGCGCGGUUGAUUCGCAACACGCGAUACGAUAACGCUAAUCGAGUAAAUCGAUCGUGUAUAACAGUUUAAACGUAUAAUGAAACAUUUGUAAAUUACUAUUGUAUAUUGUUUGCAAUUAAAUUGUCAACGGUGUUGUGUUGUGGCGACGGACUGGGUCUUUGAGCGUGAAAGCAAGGCAACAAAGUGGAUCUUGAGUUACAUCAACGUGCCAGCGGUCACUUUAUGAGUGCCGCUGGCGCGAUGUGCGACCGGAGCGGCUUCGGGAGCUCCAUGGGCCACUUCCCCAUGGGCCCGAUGUCCGCGAUGGGCGCCAUCGGCUCCAUGGGCUCCAUCUCCAUGAACGGGAUGAGCCAGCCCUCGCAGAAGAAGACGCAGGAGGAGCACAUCAAGAGGCCCAUGAACGCGUUCAUGGUCUGGUCUCGGCUGCAGAGGCGGAAGAUCGCUCAAGAUAACCCGAAGAUGCAUAAUUCGGAGAUAUCGAAGCGAUUGGGUGCGGAAUGGAAACUUCUAACAGAAGACGAGAAGCGGCCGUUCAUAGACGAGGCCAAGCGACUCCGGGCCAUGCACAUGAAGGAGCACCCCGACUACAAGUACCGGCCGCGGAGGAAACCCAAGACCCUGAGGAAGGAAGGGUAUCCGUACUCCAUUCCCUACCCCAGCGUGCCGAUGGAUGCUUUGAGAGCUGGCAUGGCGGGCGGCGGUAUGGGUCAGGCGAUGGGCGGGUACUACGGCGCGGCGUACGGCCCGCUCGGCGCCAGCAUGGCUGCGGCGGCCGCUGCGGCUGCGCAGCAGAACGCCAUAUCCGCUGCCUUGACUCCCAACGCACAGGUCGGCUCAUCAAUGGACAUGUCAAAGUACUCCAUAGACGCUGAGAAAUACAGGAGUUACAGCAUGUAUCCCGACCCUUCCCGAGGGUACCUGGACUCCGCCGCGCUCUCCAAAGCGUACAUGUACAUGGACCAACAACAGCAGCGGUCCUACCCAGUGGAUAUCAGCAAGAUGUACAGCGAGGCAUCAGCCGCAGCCAUGGCGGGUCUCAGCUCCGCCGUGAACUCGGCCCCGUCGAGUCUAAGCCCUCGCUCGCCAGCCGAGUCUCCCGAUAUGGCUAAGGCUCAAGAGCGGACUGAAGGCAGUUCCUCCUCCGGGUCCAACCCGUCCCCCUCCCUGCAGUACUACCAGAGCUCGUCGAGUCUCCUGAUGCCGCAGUACGCGGGCCAGUACGCUCAGAGUGCGCAAGGAGGUACCGAGUUCCGGCGACCUCUGACCGUCAUAUUUUGACCUGAAGCUUAGUAUUGAAGGGGACGAGGUUUUGUUGUUUGUUAAACGUCCCUCAACCGGGACUCGAAUGCUGCGGCGGUAGAUUAUUUAAAUAUGUUUUGGUCUAUUGAAUUUUAUAUGGAAAUUAUCGAAAUUUGUUAGAUGUACAGUGUAUGUAUUUACAGCAUUGUUUGACGUAGGCGCGAUAGUUCGCGUUACCUGUAUAGUUCCUUAUUUCGUGUAGUUACUAGUUGUAAUUCAUUAUUAUUGUUAAUUGUAAAUAUUAGUAAUACAGAGAAAUACUGCGACUGACUUGAACAAUUAUAAACAGUUUUUAAGGACUCUUAGAUUUCGACUGCCUAUAUUUGAAACUAUUUGUCUAAUAUUUUUUUUGUUAAUAUCUGAUUAUACAUAUGAUACUAUGUUAUUUCUUCAAAUUUAAAGCGAUUUUGAACAAUAAUUAAUUUAAUUCAAGCAAGCUUUUUGUUUUUAAGAUUGUUUUUAAUGAUGCGAAGUGCUUUUGUUCAUAUUUGUUACUCAAACCAAUUAUUUAUGUAUCAUAUUAAUUGGUUAUGUUAUGAUUGUGAUUAUAAAAUCAUUACUCUUUUAAAGAACAUAUUUGGUUAUUUUGAUUUUUUCUCAAAGUCAGUCCACAUGUGAUCUCCUUAGAAAAUCAUGCGAAUUUGGUCGAAAAUUUACACUAAAUUCAAAUGUCCAAUGGAAACAACAACGACGUUUAUAUUAAUCUAUGUAUAUGAUGUAAAUAUAUAAAUAAGCUUUACAAAUUCUUAAAUAGAACGUAGUUUUGGGAUCGAUUUUACAAAAAAUAACUUUUUUUCAGAAUAUUAACUGUACAUACAUCCUUCGUGUUGGUGUGUUGGUUAUUUAUUUUAAAAUCGAUUCCAAUUUCAAAUUAAUUAUAAAGUUUUGUAAGUACCUUUAUAAAAAAUUAGAGUACUAAAUUAUUCUCGUCCGCACAUUAGCUAAAAUUAUAUUUUUAUUAUUAAUCCUUAUUAUCAAGCAGUAACCAUCAUAUCUGUAUAAUAAAUUGAUUAUAAUAAAGACAAAGAGGCCAAAAUUUUUUGCUUUCCUAACGCGUUGAUUUUACGGAUUAAUUAUUAAAAAUAAACAUUUAAUUUAUACCAGUGAAGAAAUAAAAAUAAUUUAUCGUAUAUUUAAUUAAAUCGUGCGGACGAGGUUACGAAUCAUUUAUUUCAAUAAAUCAUAAAUACCGGCCAUAAAAUUGCAUUUAUUUGUUGCCAUAUUAUUAUCAUUUCCUUUUUGUUAAUUGGUUAAUAGAUAUUUUUAUUAUCAAUCAAUAAUGUUAAUCAAGAUUUCUAUUAUAAUGGCAGAUGUGGGUGUAAAAAUAUUCAAUUAGAAAUAGAAGGAUUUUUUAUUUGAAAAUAAUUGUAAUUUAUGAAUAAUUGUAAGCUAAUUUUGAAAUUAACAAAAUUGUAAAGCUGAUUGGAUUGUAAUGACGAGACUAUUAGAUAUUGAUAAAAAUUAUUAUGGGUAAUUAAAAAAAAUAUAAAAUCGAC